UCAGAAAACAAUGUUAGUAAUAUAGUAGUUGAAUUGUUAUUUUUUUUAAUGCGGUAUAGCUUGUAGUUAUAUGGCCAAAUUAAUUGUGUUUUACUUUGAUUCUUUGAUCCAGGUUAGGUCGUCAGUAAUCCGCACCCUUAGGGCUUCAAGGGGAUGACUGUACAAAGCGGAGAUGAUGGACAUACCGCGAGACGCCCUAUUGCGACCUCUGAGUCGCAACGAGGUGCUGGGCUUGGUGGUCAGACUGACCAUCUUCGGGGCCGCCACGUAUUUCAGCAUUAAGUGGGUGGUGGAAGCACUGGACCCCACACACAAGCAAAAGCUGCAAGCCAAGAAAAAGGCAGAGCAGCUGAUGAAACAGAUCGGAGUGGAGGGGAUCAAGCUGAAUGAAUAUGAGAUGAAUAUUGUUGCACAUCUGAUGGACACACAAUGCAUUAAGGUGACCUGGCAGGACAUCGCCGGGCUCGAUGAGGUCAUCACCGAGUUGCAGGACACCGUCCUCCUGCCAUUUCAGAAGCGACACCUGUUUGCGGUCUCCAGAUUAUUUCAGCCCCCCAAAGGUGUACUACUCUAUGGACCCCCUGGCUGUGGGAAGACUUUGAUCGCCAAGGCAACAGCCAAAGCCUCAGGGUGCCGGUUCAUGAACUUACAGGCAUCCACAUUGACGGACAAGUGGUAUGGCGAAUCACAGAAACUGACUUCUGCUGUAUUCUCAUUGGCUGUGAAGAUCCAGCCCUGCAUCAUCUUCAUAGAUGAAAUAGACUCGUUCCUACGGAACCGCUCCAGCCUGGACCAUGAGGCUACUGCCAUGAUGAAGGCCCAGUUUAUGAGCCUGUGGGAUGGCCUGGACACCAGCACUGACUGCCAGGUCAUGGUGAUGGGCGCGUCAAACAGGCCUCAGGACAUAGACCCUGCCAUACUCCGAAGAAUGCCUACCACCUUUCACAUUGGCCUGCCGAACCAACGUCAACGUCAUGACAUCCUAAAGUUGAUCCUAUCUGGAGAGAAUCUCAGUAAUACUGUUAACCUGAGGGAAAUCGCAGAGAGGACAGAGGGAUACUCGGGCAGCGACCUGCGUGAGCUGUGCCGCGAUGCAGCUUUGUAUCGCGUCCGCGACUACGUCCGCAAGCAGCAGAUGAAGCAGAUUGCCCGGCAGCUGCAGGAGUGUGACACCGACGACGGGCCAGUGAAUGAGGACCGUCUGAGACCAGUGACUCAGCUGGAUCUUCUCUUUGGCCUGGACAAGAUGAACGAGUCCAAGCACGCUGAGUCGUCCCAAAGCAAUCUAACAGAGAUGCCCCUGGACUAGAAUGCCUUCCCUUGCCUCCUGUCUCGCACCCUGUCUUGGGGUCUUAUGGCCAUAGAUGAAAGGGUAUCUGUACCACCAGCCACACCUGGACUUUCUGGAGUCUGCAAGGCAGUUGUCUGUCUAUCUGUCUCUCUGCCUAUCGUUCUUCCUGCCGGUCUGUGUGUGUCUGUGUAUUUGUCAUCCUUCCUGUUUUCCUUUCUCAGUCCUGGGUCCAUAACAUUUUGCUAUGGAAAAGAACAGAGUCCUCAGAUUCAGGGGUAAUCCAUUGUCCCUUCCAAAUAAAUGAACAUAUGUGCAUCUUGUCACAAUAAAUGACAAAUAGUGACCUGCAUGCCUUAGAAAUGGAGUCCUAUAGAAAGAGCUUGUAUUUAUAUUUUAAACACUAGGUUGACCAUUUAUUUUAGUAGAUGCUAUCAGCAGUUGCUUUAGAUGUGCACUAAGGUCUGUUUUAUCAGACACUCUUACUACCAUUACUAGAAUGUUUUAUUGGGAAUGCAGUUGAGUUGUUCCUUUUCAUUUCCACUUAUCCUCUGCAUUCUUACUGAAAUGUUAAAGCUCAGGCUUGUAUGAGUCAUUUUCAGAUGGACGUAAUCAGAAACAUUGGCUGUGUGUCUCCAUAGAGACCUGUUCACGUGGUCAAAUGCCUGUCCAUAUCAAUUUUAAUCCGGAAACAGGAUGUAAGGUGAUUAUGAGUGUCGUAACCAUAGUUUAGUGCUUUUUUAUGUGUAAUAUGACUCAUUAGGUUUAAAUUGUCCUGUAAUAGUGAUAAUAAGUCAUUACCUGCAGUUCAUGGUAGUGAAUUUAUUUUGCAAUAUGAAGGAUUUAAAAUGUUUCUUGGUUUCUAUGUUACCACUAGAGGCCACUACUGUUCCAUUUUCAACUUUUAUUUGGGGGGGGAAAAUGUGCCAUUUCCUUUGUAUUAUAUUUUGAAAAGUAUCAAAUGUAAGCUCAUAUUAAAAAUAAUGAACUGA
Messenger RNA from Brienomyrus brachyistius, 2280 nucleotides. RefSeq names its product ATPase family AAA domain containing 1a (gene atad1a). Gene Ontology annotation, molecular function: ATP binding; ATP hydrolysis activity. The transcript is spliced from 10 exons. NCBI's taxonomy places the organism in Eukaryota, Metazoa, Chordata, Actinopteri, Osteoglossiformes, Mormyridae. Gene Ontology annotation, cellular component: mitochondrial outer membrane. The record is from RefSeq and is a predicted model, not a curated record. The coding region runs from base 173 to 1309 and encodes 378 amino acids.